Messenger RNA from Perca fluviatilis (European perch), 5987 nucleotides. Its product is annotated as aconitate hydratase, mitochondrial-like. The coding region runs from base 1 to 2382 and encodes 793 amino acids. The record is from RefSeq and is a predicted model, not a curated record. Gene Ontology annotation, biological process: tricarboxylic acid cycle. The transcript has 18 exons. Gene Ontology annotation, cellular component: cytosol; mitochondrion. NCBI's taxonomy places the organism in Eukaryota, Metazoa, Chordata, Actinopteri, Perciformes, Percidae. Gene Ontology annotation, molecular function: aconitate hydratase activity; 4 iron, 4 sulfur cluster binding.
AUGAGGGCGACACUAUCAUCUUUGUCAGUGAACAAAAUGGCGUCUUACUGUUUGACUGUCACUAGGUUGCGGCUGGCCCUUGGAACCGGGGCAAGGCGUUUUCAUGUCUCCGCAGUAUUCAACGCCAAGGCCAAGGUGUCUAUGAGCCGCUUUGAGCCUGACACCAGCAUUAACUAUGAGAAGAUGCACGAGAACAUCAAGAUUGUGCGCAGCAGGCUCAGCAGGCCUCUCACUCUGUCGGAGAAGAUCGUGUACGGUCACCUGGACGAUCCAGCAGGGCAGGAGAUCGAGCGCGGCCGCACCUAUCUGCGCCUGCGUCCAGACCGCGUGGCCAUGCAGGAUGCUACAGCUCAGAUGGCAAUGCUUCAGUUCAUCAGCAGUGGUCUGCCCAGGGUGGCGGUCCCCUCCACCAUCCACUGCGAUCAUCUGAUUGAGGCUCAGAUCGGAGGGACGGAGGACCUACAGAGGGCUAAGGAAGUAAACGAGGAGGUGUACAACUUUCUUGCAACUGCUGGUGCUAAAUAUGGAGUUGGCUUCUGGAAACCCGGAUCAGGGAUUAUCCAUCAGAUCAUCCUGGAGAAUUAUGCCUAUCCUGGAGUGAUGCUGAUUGGUACAGACUCCCACACUCCCAAUGGCGGUGGCCUGGGGGCCAUCUGUAUUGGAGUGGGCGGAGCUGAUGCUGUGGAUGUCAUGGCUGGAAUCCCUUGGGAGCUCAAGUGUCCUAAAGUGAUUGGAGUGAAGCUGACCGGAACCUUGUCUGGCUGGACCUCUCCAAAGGAUGUCAUCCUGAAGGUGGCCGGCAUCCUGACUGUGAAGGGUGGCACUGGAGCCAUUGUGGAGUAUCAUGGGCCUGGAGUUGACUCCAUCUCCUGCACUGGAAUGGCCACUAUCUGUAACAUGGGUGCUGAGAUUGGAGCCACCACGUCUGUUUUCCCCUACAACCACCGCAUGAAGACGUAUAUGGAGAAAACUGGCCGUGGAGAGAUUGCCGCUGUGGCUGAUCAGUUCAAAGAUGACUUGGUCCCAGAUAAUGGCUGUGAAUACGACCAGGUCGUAGAGAUUAACCUGAGCGAGUUGAAGCCUCACAUCAACGGGCCGUUCACCCCCGACCUGGCCCACCCUGUGUCUGAGAUCGGGGCUACGGCUAAGAAGAGCGGCUGGCCCCUGGAGGUUAAAGUUGGUCUGAUCGGCAGCUGCACCAACUCGAGCUACGAGGACAUGGGCAGGGCGGCCUCUCUGGCCAAGCAGGCUCUGGAUAAAGGUCUGAAGUGCAAGGCCCAGUUCACAGUCACCCCUGGUUCUGAGCAGAUCCGCGCCACUAUCGAGAGAGAUGGAUAUACCAAGAUCCUGAGUGACGUUGGUGGUGUCGUACUCGCCAAUGCUUGUGGCCCCUGCAUCGGACAGUGGGACAGGAAGGAUGUGAAAAAAGGAGAGAAGAAUACUAUUGUCACAUCCUACAACAGGAACUUCACAGCCAGGAAUGAUGCUAACCCAGCUACUCAUGCGUUUGUCACCUCUCCUGAGAUUGUCACUGCCAUGGCAAUCGCCGGGACACUCGACUUUAACCCAGAGACCGACUACCUGACGGCUGCUAACGGAGAGAAGUUCAAGCUGGAACCCCCCACCGGUGACGAGCUCCCCUCCAGGGACUUUGACCCGGGCCAGGACACCUACCAGUACCCCCCGGCUGAGAGCAGCGCAGUAAAGGUGCAGGUGAGCCCCACCAGCAACCGUCUGCAGCUGCUGGAGCCCUUCGACAAGUGGCAUGGAAAAGACAUGGAGGACAUGAGGGUCCUCAUCAAGGUGAAGGGAAAGUGCACCACCGACCACAUCAGCGCUGCCGGGCCCUGGCUGAAAUUCCGCGGUCACCUGGACAACAUCUCCAACAAUAUGCUGAUUGGUGCAGUCAACAUUGACAAUGAUGCCGUCAACAAAGUCAAGAACCUGCUGACAGGAGAAUUCGGAGGUGUGCCUGAUGUGGCCCGCCACUACAAGGCCAAUGGAGUGAACUGGGUGGUGGUAGGAGACGAGAACUAUGGAGAAGGGUCCAGUAGAGAGCACGCUGCCCUGGAGCCUCGGCACCUUGGAGGACGCGCCAUCAUUGUCAAGAGCUUUGCCAGAAUCCACGAGACUAACCUGAAGAAGCAGGGCCUGCUGCCUCUGACUUUUGCCGACCCCAGCGACUACGACAAAAUCCGCCCCGAUGACAAGAUUUCAAUCACUGGGCUGAAAUCCUUUGCUCCCGGCAAGCCCCUGACAGCAGUGAUCAAGCACAGCGAUGGCAGCCAGGUGUCCGUCUCUCUAAACCACACCUUCAAUGAGACGCAGAUCGACUGGUUCAAGGCUGGCUCUGCUCUCAACAGGAUGAAGGAGCUCCAGUAAUUGGCAGAGAGGAGGGAGGCGGGGCCAAUCGAGGGGCCUUGGAAUGGGGUUAAGAAAGGGAGAAAUGUUGGCCUAGAGAGGGGCUUCGCAAAGAGGAAGAGACGAUGUGAACGGUAGAUGGUAACCAGACUGGUUGGUUGAUGGGACAGCUGUAGUCAUGCUCAGUAAAAACAACACACACACACACACACACACACACACACACACACACACACACACACACACACACACACACACACACACACACACACACACACACACACACACACAAGGUCGCUGUACAAAUUAAAAGCGCACACACUUACACACAAACAUAUACUGUACAUGCACAGACAGGAUUACUGUAAAAGCACUUCGACAGGCAGAAUUACACAAACGCACUCUUAGCUCAGCUUAGCGGUGUGUGUGUGUGUGUGUGUGUGUGUGUGUGUGUCUUUGUAUUAGGCAGCAUUGUUCGUACCGGCAGCACUCCUCAGUUUAACAUCAGGUUUGUCAAGCUUAGCGGUUCAUUGAGUGUUACCCUGCAGCGUCUCGCUAAAUGUUUCAUACACAGACGCUCAUCUUUCUCUAUUGAACAGUUUCUUAUCCUAAUUUUGUGAAAAUGCAGCCUGGUGGAAGCAUUAACAUAAAGCAUAAUUUAUUAUCACGUACACUGUAUACCAUCUUUAAUGAUUCAGACCCUGGAUUAAUAAAGUUAGUUGCAGAAUAUCAAAUAAAAUUGGUGAAGCAGUGACGAGUUAACCGACCGCUUUCUGCUUUAAAUUAUUAAACUGCAAAAUCCACCCCAAGACCAGACAGUUCUUGUUAUCAAUCAUACCUCCUAUUUAAUGUUUGUUUCAGUAGUCUCCAUCCAAACAGCUCGAUAAGCUCACUGAAUGUACUUUUCCUUCAUUAUCUCCAGACGGGUCACCUCUUUCCCACGUGUUCUCUAGAAUUCUACGUGUAUAUUCUCCACUAAACGACUUGAGCAUGCGUUUCCUCACUAAUUGUAGUUGGGAGCCACACUGUAAACAAAAUACCAGGCACACUUAUUUACUGUAAGCGGCAUUAUUGAAAUCCCAUGGUCCCGAUACGGUUACAGCCCAUUCACUCUGUCUGAGAUCUUGUGUUUUCCUGCUGCUCUUCUAUAGCUUGCUUGACUCGUUCUCUGUCUUUUUGCAUGAUAUAACACCCCAUUGUGUGAAAACUCGGGACUGGGACGACAAACCACACAACACAUAAUGCCAUUGUGUUAGCGCUAGCCUUUCCAUUUUUUUUUUCCUUUCCAUCUGUGUUUUGUCCUGUGUGUAUGUGUGUUGUGCAUGAUUAUUUUUAUCGGGGGUUAACAUCGGUCUGUGUUCGCAUCUGUGUGUUCCUCUUUGCUCAUCCCGUCUCUCUUGUUGUUCUCACCAGGCUGACUCGUGCAGUCCAAACCACAACCUGAUAUGUUUGGGGUAAUAGGCUGAAAUCACAUUUAUGUUGUUAGACUUCAAAGCUACACUUGGCAAGAUAUAUUUAAUGUAAAUUCGUAUGUGUGCGGUAUAGACACAGGAACUCUUCCGUGCCCAGAGGAAAUUGCAGCAUAACAGUGUCAUGAAAAGUCUGCCACGAUAUAUCCAGAGAAAGCUCUUCUCUUCUAUAGUAGGUCUUUCGUCUCAUUAUCCCCAAUUACUGUACACCCUCUGGAACAAUGCUUCUCAAACGUUCUGUUAUCGUGGUUUCUCUGUGUCUCUCUCCUCACUAUCAUCUGGAGUUGGCAGCGUGUGAAAUUGCCUUGUGUAGCUGUAAUGGGAGAUGACAGGCUGUUGCUUGUCUUAUGACUUGCAUGUUUUUUUUUCAGGUUGAGGUUUGGUUCCUACGCAGCAUGAGCAGGCCUGCUGUCUUGAUACACAAAGUAACGCACAAUCUAGUGUCCAGAUGCCUGUACACUAGCACUUUGUAGAGUUGUGGAAGUAGUUUCAGGGGCGCUUUGCUACGCUUUCAUUUUAUCGUCUGCAAACAUUUCACUCUUCAGCGCACAUCUCUGUUGUGUGUGUGUGUGAGACUAUAGGACUGACAUACAACUUGUAAUAUUCAUUGUGGAUACGCAAGUUUUCAGACAGUAGAAAUCCAAGAUAAUUCUUUAUUGGUAUAAACCAGAGUUUUACCAUGAUGUAUACCCUAGUGUGCGCUAAUGAAACCGUCUGGUUAGGUAUUGUUGUGGGCAUAGGGAUGUUUGACAUAAUUGCUGCUAUGUUUUAUGUUGGAGUACUGCUAGUCUUCUAUGUUUAGCUCUUAUCAUCGACCAGAGUCUAUAAAUCCAUCACUUCUUCUUUCUGCUGUCUAGGAAGUAAAAACCCUUCGGAUUAUUACAGUUCCUGAGGUCAAUCCCUAUGUACUAAACAAGUUACUAAAUUUGGACCUGUGUGUAAAUGUGUGAUAUAUAGCUGCACUUUGUAUAGAGGUGUGUACAUAAAUGAUAAAUCAUUAUAUAGAUAUAUAAACAAAGAGAGAGAGAGAUCAAGCAUGAUGUAUGCUAGCUGUGCUUUCUAAAUGAGAGCCGCUAACUCUUGUUUGUGAAGACUUGUAACAUAAUGUCAUGGCAUGGAGUCCCCUCUGUUGUCUUCAAUAAGCUGAAGCCCCAUUAACCUAGUGGUUUCACACACCAGUCUCGGAUUGGGAGUUAAAUUCCAGCGCAGAUAUCGGAUUGUAGCUGUCGGUUACUGCUGGGCUUUGACAGCGAAAAAGGUCCUUGUCAUUUUUAGGAAGGUGACUCAUGACGGUUUUGUGUAUUUUUCUUAAUUUUUUAGUUUUCUUUCAAACUGUUUUCAGGGACACAGAUGAUUUGAAAUAGCAGCAGACCAACUUUUAAAGAUAUAUGUUGGACACGAAUGAUUCCCUGUAGGGGUUACCUGUUCACUCAACCACUCAACACUUUGAGAAUCCUCAUUUCUUUUUGCCCCUCAUAAAGUUUGUCACUUUGAUGGUUAAACACUCCUCACCAGUGUGUCCGAUUUACUGCCAAAGAUGCCUAAUGAAAAUACUGAGAUGUUGAGAAGUAAUGGUUAUCCAUAGCCAUUGUAUUUGGGGAAAUAACACAUUAUUAUAUGAUCUUUCAAAUAAAUCACCAUGUCCAUAAUUAUUUGGUUAUGCACAGGGGGCUGCUUUGUACAGAAUUCACGCAUUCGAAAAAAUACUGAUGCAUUUGACCAUCCCUUGUUCUCUGUCAGCACAUUUAAAACGGCAGUUUGCUUGUACUUCGAUGUAAAAUAAUACUUUGUUGUUCACUGGUUCCUUUUGAGUUUUAAAAGCGCUACUGUAAUGUGACAAAUCCAAAUGAUGUUGUUCAUGAAGGAAUGCCGACUGUGUCAUUUUGUACUCAGGUGUGCUUGGUCAGGCUUCCCUCUGAUGUGUUUGAAAUCCAUUUUACUCCAUGCUUCGUUUGUUCAGACACGGCAAAUAAAUAUGGAUUAUGAACAGGUGUUUUCUCAUAGUGAUGAUUCCCCCUUACACUCCGGUUUCUGCAAUCAAAUCUGACUUUGUAAAAGUAGAUGAUUGAAAACGCCUGCAGUUUUGUUGCUUGAGAGAUUUCAAAUAUCUUGACAAUUACAAAAUGACUGGUCAAUUAAUAAAGAUACAAUUCCGAA